UAACAGGGUUUUUCACAUCUGUGUGGGUUUUGAGAUCAAUUGAGUCAGAUUAAAAUUAGGUCUCAGGUCGGGGAUAGCCAAUCCAGAUUCAAAUCUCCUAAAAUAACCAAAAUGUAGCCCAAUUUCUGGCAAAACACCGGACAUGGCAACCCUGGCUGUAUUUAAAUGUUGUUUAAGCACAGAGUUGGGUUGGUUCCAAUGCGCUCCUCCAGUACAGCACCAGGUGGCGGUAGCACACUUUAUGUUUAGCUCUUUUCAGCCAAUGAACACAGUCAGCUCUUACUCUGUGGUUCUAGACGCAGUUCUUUCCGGGAAGUGUUGCAUGAAUGAAUCUCCCUCGACGGUCAUUCCACCAAAAAUGUCAAAGUUGCAGUUGUUGCAAGCGUUUUUCUCUGACCGUUUAACAACAGUGGCCGUAGAGAUAUCCGUGGCAGCGGGAAAAGCGUUUGCCGAGUACCAGGAUGAGAUUUUUUGUUCAAAGGAGGAGAAUCAACGCCUGCAGAGGCUGCUGGAUUCGGUUUUUAAUCCCGAUGUAAAAUUACACAAAGCAGACCCCCCGCAGCUCACUCUCACUGUCUCUGGAGAUGAGGUUCCCCCUGAGCAGCAGCUCUGUGAGGAGGAGUGGAGUGAUCAAGAGAUCAUCGAGUCCAUAUUCAUUUCCCCCUGUGUGGAAAGCGACAGUGCUCAGGACUCACCCGAGCGCUCACAACUUUACCAAACUGGGAACACCCUUCCCACCAUUGCAGCAGAACCGAUCCAAACAAAUCCCGAUGAAGAGGACUGA
Molecule: messenger RNA, 784 nt
Organism: Coregonus clupeaformis (lake whitefish)
Lineage: Eukaryota; Metazoa; Chordata; Actinopteri; Salmoniformes; Salmonidae
Exons: 2
Coding region: 143-784 (213 amino acids)
Source: RefSeq, a predicted model, not a curated record